Esox lucius (northern pike) is the source of this 894-nucleotide messenger RNA. Its product is annotated as butyrophilin subfamily 1 member A1-like. The transcript is spliced from 3 exons. Bases 169 to 888 code for a protein of 239 amino acids. The record is from RefSeq and is a predicted model, not a curated record. NCBI's taxonomy places the organism in Eukaryota, Metazoa, Chordata, Actinopteri, Esociformes, Esocidae.
UAUUAGAACUGCCACUGGGCUGCAUGGUAUUCUUCAGCGCUUUAGUUUUCACAUUUGACUUUUAUAAGUUGGUCUUGUUUUUUUGUAAACUCUGAGAAACGAAAAUAUAUGUUAAAACAGCUUUAAGUUACUAUUUUUCUUCAACAAUUUGUUUUGUCUGACUGCGAGAUGAAGUCGUCGACCUGGUAUUUUUUGGUUUGGUGCAUCGGGUUUUCUCUAAUAACGACAGGACUGUCACAGCUUCAAGUUGUGGGCCAGAAGGAGCCAAUCAUUGCCUUACUUGGUGAUGACGUCAUCCUGCCUUGUUUCCUGAGACCCAGCACCAGUGCUGUUGAUCAGACGGUGGAGUGGCAGAGACGUGACCUGACCCCAAAAGAGGUGCAUUAUUACAGUGAUGGCCGUGACAACCCAGAUGUCCAUAAUCCAGUCUACAAGGGAAGGACCAGACUGUUUGAAGAAGAAUUGAAGAGCGGCAACAUGUCUUUAAAGCUGACUGGUGUCAAACACACUGAUAAUGGAUUCUUUACCUGCUUUGUUCCAAAACUGGUCAGCACAGUAAAGACAUCUGUAAUUCAACUAAUUGUUGGAGCUGUGUCUCAGCCAGUCAUCUCUAUUGUGGGACCUAAAGACUAUGGGGUGGUUCUGAAGUGUGAUUCUGGAGGCUGGUACCCUGAACCUGAGAUGACCUGGGAGGACAGUGAUGGAAACAUCCUCCCUGGUGGACCUACAGAGACUGAGACAGACUCAGAGAGUCGCUACACUGUGAGAGGACAUGUGACCAUCCAGAAGACUGACAACAACAUGUUCACCUGUAGAGUUCAACAGCAUCAGAUCAACCACAAGAUGGAGACACAGAUUAUUGUCCCAGGUGAGGUCUUCAUUAGUUAACCAGAA